Messenger RNA from Syngnathoides biaculeatus (alligator pipefish), 6750 nucleotides. RefSeq names its product angiopoietin 2a (gene angpt2a). Gene Ontology annotation, molecular function: receptor tyrosine kinase binding. Bases 1819 to 3258 code for a protein of 479 amino acids. Lineage: Eukaryota; Metazoa; Chordata; Actinopteri; Syngnathiformes; Syngnathidae. The record is from RefSeq and is a predicted model, not a curated record. The transcript has 11 exons. Gene Ontology annotation, biological process: Tie signaling pathway.
UAACGUAUGAAAUUUCCAGAGUUAAUAAUAAAAUUAAAAAAAAAAUCUUGACUGAAGCAACUUGUAAAUACCGUAAUUUCCAUCCUACAGAGCGCACGGGAUUAUCUCGUAAAUCUCACCAAACACAUUUGUAAAGCAAAUACCAUUUGGUACAUACAUAAGCCGCACCUGUGUAAAAGCCGCAAGUGCCCCCAUUGAAACCCACAUUCUAACACGAGAUAUUUACAAAGAAAGACGGUACACAGAGACUUUUCAAAGUUUUAAUACUUUAUCUUAAUUUAACAUAGCAUCAACACAGUAGCACGAACAGGGCAGGUUGGAAAAAAAAAAAGGAAAAAAAAAAACCAGCCCCGGCAGCUACACAGUAACACGGAAGCGCAACACUAUCAGAGGUGGUUAAAAAAAAACAUACCUCAAUCACUGGAACGUGGCAGUUACACAUCAGAAACACGUUAGCGCGGCGCUAACAGGGCCAGUUAAAAAAAAACAUACCUGUAAAAAUCACUGAGACACGGCAGUAACGCAGCACCAACACGCUAGCACAGCGCUAACAGGGCAGGUUAAAAAAAAAAACAUACCGGUAAAACUCACUGAGACACAGCAGUAACAGCAGCAAUGCGCUAACACAGCGGUAAUGCUAGCGCAGUGCUAACAGGGCCGGUCUUGGAAAAAAAAAAACAUACCGGUAAAAGUCACUUCCUCGGCACAUAUAUUCCACUGGUCUCGCUCUUACUUUUCUGCUUGAGUGCCCCCUUGCAGCCAUUAGAAAAAAUGCACAAAUGAGCAGCAUCACCGCAUAACUAUUGAAAGAAAAAAGUCACGGUUUUUAGGCCGGGAAUUACGGUAUAUAGAUUUUUUUAUAAGAAACAUGCUAUGAGGCCUUAUGUUGUCCACCAAUAUCUGUACUGCAUUGUGUUCAGAGGUAGGGGCUUUUCAAAACGCAUUCCAAAAAUGUAGUAAUUUGUCUUUACAUAAAGCUGUGUCAUCUUAUAGUACCUGAGAACACUAUGGCUUUGCAAUAACUACACUUAUAUUGAGCUGCAUUACAGAGGUUAGACUGUAUGCUUAAAGUAAAAUCUUUUUGUUAUGGUGUUUUUUUCAGAUGCAAAUAUGACUUGCACUGCACCUUAAUGAGGACAUAUUUUUCCAAACCAUUCUUUUCUAGUAUUUGGGAUGUAAGAGUCUCUUGACAUGAAAUAUGAAUGAUCAGAAUCAGAAUCUGCUUGAAUGGACGAGUAAGUAACAACACACAAGGAAUUUGUUUCUGGCGGUCGGUGCCGCCUUGUUACGACAGAGUGCGUCAACCCUCCACGUUGUUAACUUUAUACAGUGUGCCCUUACCUGUUCGUGGUUCACCAUUAUAGACCAGUGCUAUGACAAUUGUGGAAAAGGUGUAGUUUAAAGUCACAAAUCGUGUGAUUCGCCACAGUGUAUAUCACUAAUACUAAUACUGAUUGGACCAGCAGAGUGUGAAGGUGUGUCCCAAAAACAGUGCAAGGCAGAAAACAGUAGCUUGGCUGAUCAGGAAUUUAUUUUCAUCGCAGGAGGGAAAACUGUGUGAAUGCCUGGUAACUUUGAUUUGCAUUGAUUGGUAACACCUACCCGACGGAAGGAGCUGGAAGUCCAUUAUCCAUGCAUUCCUGAGUUCCAGAAUUUUUGUUGCUGAGAGGGCUGAAAUCAGAGUCAACCAAUCAGAGGAAAGGGAGCUGUGAUGGCCAAAUAAGUACAAAACGGAUACAAAACUGGGUCAAACAGAAGUAGCUGUCAAAGCGGCCUUUUCUGGACACUCGUAUCACAAAACCAAGUGUCUGUCUUAGUAUGGGGAUGGGAUAUCGGACGGCUGCCGAUAGCACUGUGGGCAAGCGAAAGUAUCAGAUCCAAAACGGACCAUGCAGCUACACCUUUCUGCUGCCUGAGCAAGAGAACUGCCAAACCCCGAGCAGCAGCUACAAUUAUCCAGCUCAAAAGGAUGGGCCCAGAGACCUUGACGAGUCAGCGCACAGGCUGGAACAGCUGGAGAUGGUCAUGGAAAACAACACACAGUGGCUACUUAAGCUACAGAAUUACAUCCAGGAGAGCAUGAAGCAGGACAUGGUCCAAAUCCAGCAGAGUGCAGUCCAAAAUCACACGGCUACAAUGAUUGAAAUAGGGACAAACCUGCUCAGUCAAACUGCAGAGCAAUCACGGAAACUAACUAAUGUGGAGGCACAGGUAAUUAAUCACACAACUCGACUUGAGCGGCAGCUGCUUGAGAAUUCUUUGUCGACCAACAAGCUGGAAAAGCAAGUUAUCGUACAAACAAAUGAAAUAAAUAAGCUGAAUGACAAAAACAGCUUGCUGGAAAAGAAAGUAAAAGAGUUGGAAGAGCAGAGGCAGGUGGAGCAGAAGAUGCUUCGAGUGGAAAAGGACCAACUGCAGACUUUAAUACAGAGGCAGACAGCCAUCAUUGGUGAGCUGGAGCAACAGUUGCUCAGGGUGUCAUCCAACAACAGUGUCCUACAGCAUCAGCAACAGGAGCUCCUGGAUACAGUCAACCACCUCAUUCACACCUUCUCAAUUGGCUCAGCAGAGACUAAACCUGCCAUGAUGCAGGAUACCCCUUCCACAUACAUGGACUGUGCUGCUGUAUUCAAGUCAGGAAACACAAAGAGUGGGCUCUAUACUCUCACUUUACCCAAUACUACAGUGGAGGUUAAGGCUUUCUGUGACAUGGAGACAGAGGCAGGUGGCUGGACAGUGCUACAAAAACGCUUUGAUGGCAGUGUUGACUUUCACCGUACGUGGCAAGAAUACAAAAAGGGUUUUGGAGAUCCUUCAGGUGAAUUCUGGUUAGGAAAUGAAUUUGUAUCCAGGCUGACAAGUCAACAUUCCUACAGCCUAAGGAUCCAAUUGAUUGACUGGGAAGGGAACUCUGCAUUCUCCCAGUAUGACCAGUUCUCACUUGACAGUGAAGGACAAAACUACAAGAUACACCUUAAAGGCUACAGUGGAACAGCAGGCAAAAUAAGCAGCAUCGGUCAGCCAGGAAGUGAUUUCAGUACAAAGGAUGCAGACAAUGACAAAUGCGUUUGUAAAUGCUCACAACUGACAACAGGAGGUUGGUGGUUUGAUGCUUGUGGGCCAUCUAAUUUAAAUGGCAUGUAUUACCAGCGAGGCCAAAACUCCAAUCGCUUCAAUGGUAUCAAAUGGUACUACUGGAAAGGCUCGGGAUAUUCACUAAAAGCCACAUAUAUGAUGAUUAGGCCAGCAGACUUCUAAGUUUAACCAUUUUAAGUCCAAAGCACCUCAUGACAUUCCUGAAAAGACUAAUGGGGAAACUAGUAAUUGGUUAAUAAACUAAUUUUCAUGAUCUGAAUCGAAAACUGUCAAAAUUAAGUACGUCGCACACUGAGUAAUGUGACCAAAUGUGACGUUACCUUUGCGCAGUGUUCAAGUUUCUGCAACCAGUGUUAAUGAGUGGGCAGCUGUCGGUCACUUGUUUUGCUGAAAUUUGACAUGUGUGUGUGUAAUACUGUACACACACACUGUAAGUAAUUCUGCACAUUACAUAGCAACACCGGCCAUCUGCUUCGUCCUUGACAACGGCGCCAUUUUGUUUGUUGUCCAAUAAAAAUAAUUUACUACAGUAUAUGUGGCGCCUCAAAAUGUGGUUUUCCAAUAAGAACACCAGGGACUGCAGUGUUUCUGUUGCAACGAUUGGUAUGUGUGCGAGGGCCAAUCGCCAGCUGUGUGGGUCUCAGUCCCUGACUGUAAUUUGAUCACAAUUGUCCAGUUCAAUCACAUUUGGCCACGUCACUGUGUGCGCGGUGGGUCAAACAUAGAAAAGAAAAUGUGGGAAGAAUGAACAAUUUUGUCAAUUAUAAAUCACACGAAAUUUAACGUGUGGUAAAUGUGUAGAGUUACUCAAUAAUGUGAUUUUAACUUGUCAGUGCCACGGUGGCCAAUGACACUUCCCAGAAAUGGAGGCUGUGGUACAACAAUGACAUUAGUGGAAAAACAAUUGGCUCUUUAUAUUUAUUAUCACUUGCUCUACAUAUAUUUUUGCUGGAGACAUCAAAAAAGCUAGUUAUAAAUUACCCUGAGAAUCUUAGUUCACAUAUAAUUUCUUGUGGAGAAUGUAUUCACUACAGUACUGUACAUUUUUGUUUUAUUUAUGUGGAAUAUUAUUUGGGGAUUUAAUUUACUUGUUCUGUUGAAUAAUCACGUCGCCUGAAUGUGAGUUGCUAGACAACUAGCAUUUACUAUAUUGCACAUAUUUUUUUCUGGAGGGGGGGAGUACAUCUUUAUUAUUUAUGUAAUGAUUUAGUGGAAUAUCUUGCUCAAACAUGGGUUUUUAUGAAAGUGUACAUGUUUAAUGAUUAGUUUGUGUAUUGUGUUGCUUUAAAAGUCACUUAUCACAUUCAGUAUUUGAAAUGUUAUUCCUACAACUCCAGAGAUUUUCUGUGGGUGUAGCAUGUGGACAUUGAAUGGAAUAUACAGUGCUUAUCGCAGUACAAAUGUGAACAUUUUUAGUGAGUGUAUGCUUUAUCAAGUAGGAGCAACCAGUUGGAAGAAGUGUAGAUAAUACUACUGAAAACAUUUCUUGAAACCACAUCACACAUUACAAACUGACUAAAAAGACAUGCAUGUGGUUCUGUGAACACAAAUGCAGGACUGUGACAGAAAUGUACUGACAUUUGUGUACGUCAAGAGGCUGUCAUUGCUCACUGUGGCAGGAGAGGAGGACACUGACUCAUGCGUUCAGGAAGAGGCAACAUCCACAUUCCUCACAGGAUACUUCAGGAAAAACAAACUGACUGAAAAUGGAUGGCUGGCAAUAAAAACUAGCAGGCGGCCAAGUGACUUCCUCUGCCUUGCAUUUAUGAGCAAUUAUUGGGAUUGAGCGUCAGAGCGGGGAGGAGCACAAAUGCUUUGUAUUGUGAACAUGAUUAAUAAAAGCAGACACUGCACGGCACAAAAUAAUGAACAACUGGAUUUGUCUGAAAGUAAAGAAUAUAAAUGUUUCAUUUGAAGUGCAAGUUGAAAACAAGAAGUUAUGAUCUGUAUAGCCUGAAGCUAUAAUAACUCCCAAAAUGCAAAUUGAGGGGACCCCCAGAAGCACAUGCUUUGCUAUUUAAUAUUUCAUACUUGUUAUACUCAUUUAACCAGUUAAUUGUUUUUGAGCCAACAUACCUGAAGCCCCUUUAAGAAUUCAUUGACAAUACUAUAUAAGUAUGUAAACGGGGUAAAUAUAGUCUUACAUGUCUAUUAAUGUUCAAAUUAUGUCUGAAUGUUUAUAUUUUAUUUCAAUGUUCUGGAAUUGUGAUUACAUUUCUUAUCAUCCCCAGAAAGUACCCAUUUAUUUGGAGACUGAAUUAAAAAAAAAAUCUAAUUCAAGACUUACAAUACAAGUAAUCUUUAUCGCUUCGAUAUAGCAAGUCAUGGAAAUGUUAGCGAAAUUAUGGAUUUGCGAUCAGUAAUCAUGCAUGUACAGUUUUAUUUGUCCAUCCAUUAUCUCAGCCACUUUUCCCCACAAGGGUCACGAUACGAAGACAAAAUUAUCAGUACACUUCCUUCCCAGACAGAUUGAAUCUGACAAAGUUUAACAAACACAAACUUACAGAAAUUUAACUAAUGAAAAUCAUACUUCACUUUUGUAACCCGGUUUUAAAAAAAAAAAAAAAAAAGGUACAAUACAGUGAAAGAAAAUCUGUUAAAAUACUGUUGAAUAUUCUAGUCAAUAGUUAAAUAACUUUCGAGCUAAAUAGCAAUCAAGUCAUGAUUUUCUUUAUAUGAGAAGGUGGAAUAUUGAUUGUUAUUAAGGUGUGCUGAAAUUAUUUUCCUUUGGAAGAAUUUAUAUUGAAAUGUAUUUCCGUUCAUUUGUGGACAAGAGGAAAUACCUUUGGGUUGUGAAUUUAUUGUAACCCGUCUAAAUGAAUGUAUUAAAUCUGAGGUGAAGUGACAUGUUUAGAGGGAGUGGAUUGAGAGAUUGCGAGAAAAAGAGGAGAAAGCAUAAAGGACUCGACGCAGAUGCAUGAGGAAAAGUAGGAAGUUAAAAAUGGACACUUGGCAUCUUUGACCAAAGGGUUUGACAAGGACUUCUUGAAACAUCAAUUGCAAUAGUGUGUCGUUUUGGGUGGACUACUCAAAGUAAGAUGUAAGUUGGUGGAGUUAGCUGGUGGAGGCUAAUCGGAAGCAAUGGACUUUGCUAUGAAGCUCAGCGACAAGCUAACUGAAAUUAAUGAGGCCUGUCUUUGGUGACGAAGAUACAGAGAACAACAGCAUGGCCGACUGGUAAAGACAUUGCCGACAACGUGCGAGUGGACAGGACCACUCAUCAUUCUUUGGGUGAAGUCAUAUUGCUUGGCUUUUGGAUUUUGGAAACCAAAGGUUGAAUUUUCAAUAUUUUAUCAUUAAAUGUUCAAACUUUUUAUAUAAAUAACCAGGUCUAUUCUUUGACUGUCACAUAUUCAUUUUAAAAGUAGUGAAUGUAUAUUUGAAGCUUGGCUGUCAAAACCAGAUAAUAUUGGGAUAAGUGAAAAUAUAGUUUCAGGGAUCUUUUUGAAAAUGAAUAAUUUCACAAGAGAAUCUUAGAGAUUUAGAAAUAGUUUAACAUAUACUAAAAGUAAGUACCAUUGAGUUAAUUGGUUAAAGAGUUUCCUAUUCUUGAUCAGGGAAAUAUGUGAAAAUGUGCAUUAUACUCGAGAAAUUCCUUUAAAUGUAAUAUUUUGCAGCCAGGACUAGAAUGCUCAAAGCAAACUAGUUCUGGUA